AUGUCUACUCCCGGCAACCAUCUCAACGAGAUCAACUUCACCGAAACCCUCGAGCCGAAGUGGUAUAAUGCUUUCUCCGGCGUUGACCCCAGCGUCUUCAACAAGACUUACGCGCAAGGCAGGAAGCACAGGGCCUGGACUAUCUCACUUCAGAGAUAUCAAGAUUUCCAGAUGGAGUUGGUGUGCGGCCUUCGUUGUAAACGACUGGCGACCUCCGAAAAUUUCCAGUUCAUCUCAGUUUCACCCGACGUCGGCCUCAAAUUUUCCAUAAGAGGAGGAAGCGACAUUCCUCAUUUCAGGCUGGACAUGACCCUGAAGAAGAUAGCAACUGACCCGCCUUGCGACCUUGUCAUGUCUGCCAUCUGGACUGCCUUUGGGGAGCAGGGCUUCAAGGGUAAUCGACAGCCAACGGCGUCUCCAGUUCAAAACACAGCUUAUACAUUUUCUAGCCGCUUGCAAAAUGUAAAGCUAUCUGAAUGCAUUCUCAAUAAAGCCACAGCGACAUACUGUAAUGGGCUUGAAGGCGAAAAAGGUUACUUUAUCGAGUGGACUCAUUCUACUGCGCCCUACAUCAUCGGGUUCGACAUUCCGAAAGCCACCAUAGAUGCGUUCUCUAAAAGUCAAAAAGCCGCACACUAUACCUUUGAUCGGUUUCGAAAUGCAGGCAUGGAGGUUCAUAUUGUGACGAGGGUGCGCCAGGAUUUAUUCGACUACUGGAGACAUGUCACAUCAAUGCCUGAUCCAACACCUGGCUACUAUCCAAACUACGACUGCAGGUUCGUGGUUGAGCAAAGACGCUUCUCACCACUUAAUGUGCCACCGCCGCUAGAACAAUCCACGAUCAGGGAGCAAAACCAGUCUCGAAACCGAGGAUGGGUGAACAAUCCUCCUGGCUUUGCAAAACCAGAAGUAUUCAUCUCGGUUAAUGCUCCCCUUACCUUCAUCAAUGAGAGACAAUACGAAGUAUUCAAGGUCACGGGUCUGCUCCGUGAAGCAACCCAUCAGCAGGCUAAUUAUAGCAGACAUUUUAACAGAACUUAUUCGUUCGACCUAUGGCCAUCGGCGUUCAUUCAUUCUACAUUAGGUAAAGAGUUCAGCCAAUAUUUCUACGCACUCUUAGACCCAAGCGCCACACUGCGGCCCAUGGAUGCAGCCGCUGAACAGAGCCCAUCACUACCCACACCGGGAAUACAGGUCCGUGUGAAGGUGUCUGGGCUAGACACUCGCUGCGGAGGCUCUCAAAUUGUGAGGACCCGGACACCGUUCGCGCCCCCAAAUGAAUGGACCGGAGUAGUCAUCGAAACCCCUAAGUUUCCUGAUACAGCAAAAGUCCCAGAGAACGCGAUCUGCGUUCGCCUGAAAAGAUCGGAUCGUAUCCCUUCAACAGGGGAGAUUCUCCAUAUAACUGGCUCAGUGAUCUUCGGACAACCAAACCCGAUCUUUGUUCAGCUCAGAUCAGCCAUAAGAAUGGCAAUGUACGGAAACAAAGAUUUCGGAAUUCCAGGCAACAAUAAUAUCAAAACUUUAUUGUUAGCAAAGGACAACCACACAAUCCGUUUCCAUCCUAAUCAUGGAAAUCUUCCUACUGCAGCAAGGACGCUGCUCCAAAAACUAAAAGAGCUUGAUGUCGCAAAUACGGAACAGCGUGCUGCCAUCGAGUUGGCUCUCAAACCUAAUACGUCUUAUAGGGACUUCUUCUCCCUUGUCACGGGCCCUCCUGGCACAGGGAAAACUAAAGUGUCAAUGAUAGUGGCUGUUCACUGUUAUCGAGAGAAAAGGCCUGUUUUGGUUAUUUGUGGGUCCAACCACGGGCUGGACGUUCUCUUCCGACGCAUAAACGAAAAGCUGAAGGAGGGCUUGCCGAAAUCUGUACUGCGCGUGCCGGGCGUAUAUCGUCUUAAUACCGAAUUUGGAGAGGGUUCCGAUACCCAGAAUGCACCAGGAGUUGGACGCUUGACUUCCGUUCCUGUCCCUGAGUUCACCAGGGAAAUGGAGCAACUUAAACGAGUUGGAAUCAACGAAGAAGAGUUCAAAUUGAUUCAGAAAUCCAUUCAAACAUCCACCGCUUCUGAGUCAUCGUUAGGAUCUUACAUUCUAUCUCGCUUGCAACUUAUGGCCCAAAACCCAAAAGAAAUCCCGGAGAAGGAACUUGAAAUUCUGUACUCCUACACUGUAUACAGAAAAUUACUUUCGGACAGAGGGUAUCUAUACACAGAGCCUGUAGAGCUUGAGCCUGAAGAUGCCGACGAACUAGUUCGUAUACUGAUAUCUGCGGAGCGAGCUGCGUGGUUGCGGUUGCAAGAAUUAUACGUCUCACAAGCUAGAAUCAUAUUUUGCACUGCUUCGACGGCGAGCCGAAAGUCCCUCCGAGGCUUCAAACCUGCAAUCGUCAUAGUGGAUGAAGCUUCCCAGCUCACUGAGGCAACCUGUCUAAACGGGAUCGUCAAAUAUUACUCGUCAUUGGAGAAGGUGGUACUUAGUGGGGAUGCCGCACAACUCCCUCCAACUGUCACGUCGUUUAACCGUAACGAGUUUUACGAGUCGGAUAAACUAUCGCUCUUUGAGCGGUUAUUGAAGACAGGCGUUCCAGGUGUCGCAUUGAGAACGCAAUACCGCAUGCAUCCGGACAUCUCAGCCUUUGUGAACACUACAUUUUACAACGACAAACUUAUCGACGGGCCAAGGGUGGUUCGACCAGAUGCUAGUCUAUUCUCAGACCAUAUGCAGAAAACCUAUAAAACUUCUUCCGGGGCCUCAUUUUUCUUGUCUGUUUCGGGAUCCACAGUCUGGAAAAGGAAAAACGGGAGCUCCGUGUUCAACCCCGAGUAUAUCACCGCCAUUGCCGCCCUUGUAUCAGGCCUCGUGAAUGAUCAGAAGUGCCCGCAGGAAGAUAUCCUCAUUUUAACAUAUUACAGCGAAGAGUUGUACGUCCUCAAACGAUUCAUUAACCAAACGCUUCGCUUCAGUGGUAUCCUUAUUCAAAGCGUCGAUGCUUCGCAAGGCAACGAGAAUAGCAUAGUCAUCGUUUCGACGACGCGACCCGGAAGGGAUUAUGGAUUAGGAUUUGUUGCAGAUCUCCAGCGACAAUGUGUCGCGCUGAGCCGGGCAAAAAACGGGCUUGUGAUUGUUGGAAACAAGAUGAUGGUCAAGAGCAAUAAAAACUCAAAAGUUACCUGCGCAUGGGACGACUUGGUUAACCACCACCGAAAGUGCGGGAGGCUCAUUGAGGUCAACGGUAACAGAGCAGCACUUGUGGCGGAGCUAGAUAUCCCUAAUGCUGCAACUUACGCUACCUUUUCUCCCCAGGCGAACCUAGCUGCGUGUCUCUCAGCUCUCGACAACCGCGUUCUUCAUGGCCUCACCGUAGUGGUGGUGCCCCGAGACGAUAUGGGACCGAGCUGUCCAAUUUGUUCAAAGCCCGUCAAAGCGAGCAAGAUAAACGAACACAUCGACUCAGGAUGCGAGAAAUUCCUUGAUGUCUCUCAGAGCCAGUCUUCACCUGCCGAGGGCUCAUCACAACCCCAACCUAGCCCAUCCAGUGCCAUCCCUAACUUCUUCCAACCAACGAGUUCCAAGAAAGCAGCAGCCCAGAAGUCGACUGAACGGUCAAAUGGCGUAUCCAAUCUCCAGCCAUCCAAGGCCGGGACUGGGAAAAGGCCCUUCUCCCAGGAGGAGCCUGCUACUCCUACACUCGGAAGUGCUGCCCUAAGAGUCCCUGCAUCCCCAUCGCCUUUCAACAGCGGUAAUAAUGAUCAUUCCGCGAAGCGUCCCAAGCCUUUUAACGCAUUGCAAAAAUCAGCACCGCUGGCAGAGCGGAUGAGGCCACGGACCCUUGACGACGUAUACGGCCAAGAAUUAGUAGGCCCAAAUGGAGUACUGCGUGGCCUGAUUGAACGGGACCGGGUUCCUAGCAUGAUCCUCUGGGGCAGUGCAGGAACGGGCAAAACGACCGUUGCAAGAGUGAUAGCCAGCAUGGUGGGGAGUCGAUUUGUUGAAAUCAACAGUACGAGUACUGGUGUGGCUGAGUGCAAGAAGCUAUUUGCAGAGGCAAGGAAUGAGCUCAGCCUAACGGGGCGGAAGACGAUUAUAUUCUGUGAUGAGAUCCAUCGAUUUACCAAGGCUCAGCAAGACGUGUUCCUUGGGCCCGUGGAGAAUGGGCAGAUUACGCUGAUAGGCGCUACGACUGAGAAUCCGUCUUUCAAGGUCCAGAAUGCGCUCCUAUCACGGUGCCGAACGUUUACGUUGGCAAAGCUCACGGAAAGUGAUGUUUGUUCUAUACUCAACCGUGCUCUGAGUGUCGAAGGACCAAAUUACUCUCCAUCGGAAAUGGUUGACGAUGAACUUAUCCAAUACCUUGCGGCCUUUGCUGAUGGCGAUGCCCGAACGGCUCUCAACCUAUUAGAGCUAGCAAUGGACCUUUCCCAGAGAGAAGAUAUGACCAAAGAGGAGUUGAAGAAGUCUUUAACUCGAACGCUGGUGUAUGAUCGGGCAGGCGAUCAACACUACGACACGAUAUCUGCCUUUCACAAGUCCAUACGUGGAAGUGACCCCGAUGCAUCUCUUUACUAUCUUGCCCGGAUGAUUCAAUCGGGAGAGGACCCGCUAUACAUCGCGCGCCGCCUCAUAGUUGUUGCUUCCGAGGAUAUCGGACUGGCCGAUAACUCUAUGCUAUCACUAGCUACCGCUGCAUAUACUGCUGUCGAGAAGAUAGGCCUCCCAGAAGCAAGAAUAAACCUAGCCCAUGCCACUGUUGCCAUGGCCUUGGCUCCAAAAAGUACACGAGCUUACAGAGGUUUGGCAAAUGCAAUGGCUAGCUUGGAAGAGCCCGGGAUAGCAGGCUUACCGAUUCCUAUUCACUUGAGAAAUGCCCCUACGCGGCUUAUGAAGGAGAUCGGCUAUGGGAAGGAGUAUAAAUACAACCCUGACUACAAGGAUGGAAAAGUCGUGCAAGCAUACCUGCCUGACAAGCUCACCGGAAAGAGAUUUCUCGAAGACCUCGAUCUUGGGACUCGGAUAGACCCAGACCUAGAAUGA
Molecule: messenger RNA, 5034 nt
Organism: Arthroderma uncinatum
Lineage: Eukaryota; Fungi; Ascomycota; Eurotiomycetes; Onygenales; Arthrodermataceae
Exons: 3
Coding region: 1-5034 (1677 amino acids)
Biological process (GO): DNA-templated DNA replication; regulation of DNA repair
Cellular component (GO): nucleus
Molecular function (GO): DNA binding; ATP hydrolysis activity; single-stranded DNA helicase activity
Source: RefSeq, a predicted model, not a curated record